AUGCGGCCGCUGCGACACCGCCACGACGGCAGAGGUUUGGGGGACCCCGGGCAGGAUUGGGGGGCGCUGGGAGGGGGGGAGAGGCACGGGGAGCUCAGCCCGAAGGGGUUUGGGGGAGCCUCACGUCGAGGAGAAGCGGGGAGAGGGGGGAACGCAGCGCCCCGGGGUCGGGUCCUGCCGGGAGCGGCCGCGGGGGGAAGGGAGGGGUUCAAGGGGGGUCCCCGAGUCCCGGGGGGGGGUCCCAGCAGGACUCGACCCCCCCCCGCCGGGGCCGAGGGCCGCACUUACCUCUGCUCCGGGCGCUGCCUCGGCUCCGGGCGGCCACACCGGGACCCGACGGGGGGGUCACCGUGGGGCUGGGAGGGGACGGACGGACACGGGACCCCCCCCCCCAACACCGCCCCGCAUCCCCCGGGGGGGUCCCGGCCGCCACCCGCCGCCCCGGCGCUCGCCCAAGUGGCGGGGAGCGGCGGCGGCGGCGGCCUUAGCCCGGCCGGGGGACCCCCCCUGCGGCUCCCAAUUGGCCCAGGUGCCCCGGAAGGUGGAGCCGGGCCCGGGGCGGGGAGGGGGGGACGGGCUCACCUUGGUCCACCCCCCCCCUCCCACGCACCCCACCCCCGGGGCCGCCCCGCCGGGACCAGCGGCGCGGUCCGUGCCCCCCGCUCCCCCUCCGGCCAGCCCGAGGCGGUGACAGCGGGACCCCCCCGAGGGCCGAGGACGGAGCGGGGGCUCCUAAACAAGCGGAGGAGACCCCCCCGCUCCAUCCCUCGCUGCGCUCCGUGGGGCGGGAGGCGGUGCCCGCCCAUCCCCGCGGCCUCGGGGCGGGCGGCUCCGUCCCGGCGGCGGCGGCGGCGGCGGCGGCGGGCAGGGCCCGGGGAAGGCUGA
This is a messenger RNA of Poecile atricapillus (Black-capped chickadee), 885 nucleotides long. Its product is annotated as collagen alpha-1(III) chain-like. The record is from RefSeq and is a predicted model, not a curated record. Lineage: Eukaryota; Metazoa; Chordata; Aves; Passeriformes; Paridae. Bases 1 to 885 code for a protein of 294 amino acids. The transcript has a single exon.